GAAGGAUAAAGCUAAGCGCCGUGCAGGGAGUGCUUCGUCGCGUGGCAUGUGGCGUCACGCGCGGGCCAGCGUGUGCUGCGAGCUGAUUGGUCGCGGCGGUGCAGAGCGAGCGGAGCCGCGCGAGGAGGGGCGGGUGGGACGGGAUGGCUGGGGGUCCUCCGGGACGGGGCUGAGCGGGGCGGGGAGCGGCAGCCCUGCGGCAGGGCCUGAUUUGCAGGUAUCAGUGAGGUUAACGUUUGAACUGAGUGAAACUGGUCCGGAGCUGAAGGAUGGCAGCGAAUCCCUCGGGACAAGGUUUCCAGAAUAAAAAUAGGGUUGCAAUCCUGGCAGAACUAGACAAGGAGAAGAGAAAAUUACUUAUGCAAAACCAGUCUUCCACAAAUCACCCUGGAGCCAGCAUUGCACUUGCACGAUCACCUCUAAACAAGGAUUUCCGUGACCAUGCUGAGCAACAGCACAUUGCAGCUCAGCAGAAGGCUGCACUGCAGCAUGCGCAUGCACAUUCCUCAGGAUACUUCAUAACUCAAGACUCUGCAUUUGGAAAUCUUAUUCUUCCUGUCUUACCUCGACUUGAAGCAGAAUGAGUGAUGCUGUUUCUCAGAACUGUGGAGUCGGAUUCUAGCCAUAGCAGGAUUGCCUGAUCUUUCAAUUCCUUUAUUUUUGACUCUUAAAUCCUAUCUGAUUCGGGAUUCUUGUGGUUGCCUUUGGAAGUGCAAGCUCAACUAAUGAAAAAGCAGUGUUCUUGAACAGAGGUUUUAUUCUGUAUUUCAGGCUGAGGUCAAACAUAAGACCUCCUUGGUGUGUCAAGUGCAUGGUGCUUGCUCAUUUCUUCCUUUUUAAAUAAAUGUCCAAACCAGAGUCAUCCAGAGAUGUACACAAUAAUAAAAAUCAUAAGUGCUAACCAAGUAUGCAAGUACCACUUUUUCUACUUUGAUGAAAAAGAAAGUCACUUUUUUCUGUCAAAGCAGACAUGAAUUUAUUAUGCACGUCAGUAAGUCACCUUUUUUUAAUUGACAUGCAGGAACAUUACUGGUAUAAUGCUGUUUGCUGUUACAACAUUAUGUGGUCUUCACAAGUCCUUUGUUGUAGUGUACCUACCUCUUUAUUUUGUGAACUAUGAAAAUGAAUUAAAAUCACCAAGAAGAGCAGAAAAAACAAUUGUUUCAAGCAGUCUUUCAAUAAAAGAAUCCUCUAAUUUCA
Phasianus colchicus (ring-necked pheasant) is the source of this 1200-nucleotide messenger RNA. RefSeq names its product INTS3 and NABP interacting protein (gene INIP). Gene Ontology annotation, cellular component: SOSS complex; nucleus; nucleoplasm. Lineage: Eukaryota; Metazoa; Chordata; Aves; Galliformes; Phasianidae. Gene Ontology annotation, biological process: DNA repair. The record is from RefSeq and is a predicted model, not a curated record.